AUGACAUUGGUCGAGAGAAGCCCAUCGAGCAACACAUCAUGCAACCGUGAAUGUCUGGAAACGAUGAUCACGGAAGUCCUGGAUUCAAUGGUGGCGCACGACCCAUUCAGACUUCCAUUGGCAGAAGUUUACAAGGCAACCGAGAAUGCGCACCCGGCAGCCCUCAACAUGAUGACUCUCUGGCGGACUGUCACGAAAGCCAGCUCACCGAGCCUACUGGCCAUCGACAUCUCACAAGGUCAGGCAUACUUCACCGUACCUAUUACUGAAGGAAACGCCACAAUUCAAAACAUCCUCUGGGGGCGCAUCAAAGUAUCCUCGCAAUUAUUUAGCGAGUUUGAGCUAUUCGUCAAUCGCGGUAAAGGCGAGGACGGAUUCGCCUUCGAUGUCGAGAAUCUGGCCCAGAACUUCAAGCGCUGGCAGAGCCCGCCCACAAAUCGAACGAAAGCAACCCGCGAUCAGCUGGCGCGCAUUGCUGCCUCGAGCUUUAACGCAAAUGACAACUUUACGGUAGAUAUGGCCUCAGACUGCCAGUUCACUGAGAUGGGCUGGGUGGUAAAGAAUGCUGCAUGUAACUGGAUGUCAGACCGACCUACUGAUUUGAAUGCCCGGACUCUGGUCAUCGAUGAGGAACUGGGGAUUGUCGUCACGGCAGGCGUGGUUCCGGGUAAGGUUUACCCCUACGCGACCUUCUCCGCAUUUAUCCCGGAUUCGAUGAAAUCUUCGCAGGAGACGCAGGAUACGUGGUAUUCUAUUCAAAGUUCUGAGGGGUAUAUAUAUUUGGUCGAACCGAUGGCGACCCUGGCGACCAGUUUCAAUGUUUUCCAGUAUUACAAUGAUCAGCUUCAGGGUGAGCAAUUCUUGGUUUACCUCACUGGUCCGCGGAAUGGAACUAGUUGGGCAUGA
This is a messenger RNA of Aspergillus costaricaensis CBS 115574, 906 nucleotides long. RefSeq lists its product as uncharacterized. The transcript has a single exon. The record is from RefSeq and is a predicted model, not a curated record. NCBI's taxonomy places the organism in Eukaryota, Fungi, Ascomycota, Eurotiomycetes, Eurotiales, Aspergillaceae. Bases 1 to 906 code for a protein of 301 amino acids.